GUGGACCUUUAUACUUCGAACCUACGUUCAUGGCGCCAGUUGGAGGACCUAAACAUGGAUCCCCUGGAACUAUUGAAACAGGGCAGCGAAAUUACUAUGUCUAAUUUAGCGAACUUAUUGAGCGAUCAUGGAAAUCGAAUGAAGGACGAGAAGUUUCUGCCCGCUUUGAUUGCCCGUGCGGGAUGUAUUUAUGAUAUUGACGAUGUUCUGGACUACGCAUAUAGAAAUUUAACAGAAAAGGAAUAUGAAAGCUGCAUAACCAAUCUAGUCAUUCAGAAGACAUUAGUUUGUUUACCAGACAGAAAACUAAGUAUAUCCCUGUAUUUACAACUGCUGCUUCAUGGAGAACCCACAACUGGUCUGGCACGCAUUGAGGCUUCCUGUGUAUACUACCUUGGUGGAGCCGAAGAACGAAAUGCAAGAAUUAGACGACUGACUAUUGAAAACUUAAAUGAGUACGGAAAUACUGAAACUAAAACUAAAGUUUUCAAAGAACUUCUCAAAAUUAACGAAAAGCUGUCGAUGGAGCAUCCUCAUUACACUGAAAACUCCGAGGUGCACAGACAAAAAAUGCGAAUUGCUUUUGCUUUGAUUACAAUUCACGAGUAUUGUGAUGAUCCGCUAUCCUUGAAGACUUUGUUGUUGCCCAGCGAUCAUUGUGAUGAUCCGCGAUUCUUGAAGACUUUGUUGUUGCCCAGCGAUCAUCUCGGGAUAAACCUAAUGCACGAGUUUCUGGUAGGCACUUGCGUGGAAAACAUCGAUUGGGUGCUGGAAGCACUACCACGUUUGCGGGCAAGGCAACAGGAGUCAUAUCUCUCCAUUGCUUACAUUUUUAUUUUUAAAAACUUAAGAAAAAUAAAAAAAGACAAGUUAUCUGAAAUGUUCACCUCACUUCUACCGCUAACAAUGGGAUCCUGUUACGAAGUUCGAACUCUCGCGCAAAUAAUCCUGCACAGAUUAGCGUUGGAGUGUGAACUAAAUAGUAUUCACAUUCCAGUAGCUGAAAGCCUGAUAAGCACAGUGGAGACUUUAUUGGGAGAAAAGCUGUACGAGCUUCAAAUCGAACCACGACUCAUGCUCGCAGAACUAUCUUUAUAUUGUCGGGAUAAUAUUUCAGCACUUAUUCGGCAUAUAACAAAUGCGCCCUUCGAUGAACGCUACGGACAAUUUGAACCUGUUCCUAAAGUUGUAUGGAAUAAAAUUAUAACUGCUCGGCAGGCCUUUAGAGCCAGGAAAUUACUGUCAACAGCGCAUUUCGCACCAUCUAAUAACCUUCGCAUAAAACUUCCUAUUACUCCUGCGAAAGAAGUCAAAUCGGAAUCCAGUCAACGGGAACGUAUAGUAGUGGCAUCUUUGCUUGAUAACGAAACCAAUUUCACUAGAUUAAGGCUCAUCUGCCAAAGGUUUGGAGUGGAUACUCUUGUUUUGGACGAAGAAUCACAUCUGAAAGAGUUUGAUUCUUGCAAUUUGCGGAUCAGAAGGGUAAAUCCUACAUCUCUUGUCGAGUUUCUUCUGACAAAGCGAAAUGAGGGUUAUGAAAUCCGUGGUUGUAUUGGAAUAGAAGGUAUCUCCAAAGUUUUCCGCUUGUCUGUCGAAGAUGGGGUUAUUCUGGUUCUGGGGCACAAGGAACUUGGAAUACCGGCUGAAGUGAAUAAAAUCCUAGAAAAUCCUGUAAUAAUUAAAAAAAUUAAUGUAUUUAAAACGUUUUUUGCUAAAUCGGUAGAUUAACCUGAUAUACUAUUCCAUAUCAAGGACUACAGAACAAAAAACUAUUAAACUAUGAACUAUGUCUUUUGGAGAUUAUGUACAAACAAAUUUGGUGUUUUUCUUUUACUUUUUAUUAUCAUUAUUAUUAUAGGGAAAUUAUCCGCAAUUACAAAGUGUGGGUAAUUUGUUUCUUUUUUUAAGCAAUAGCUGCAAUAAUAUGUCGAGAAUAUUAAAUAUAUGUAUUGAUAAUG
Messenger RNA from Drosophila kikkawai, 1958 nucleotides. RefSeq lists its product as uncharacterized. Lineage: Eukaryota; Metazoa; Arthropoda; Insecta; Diptera; Drosophilidae. Gene Ontology annotation, molecular function: tRNA (guanine) methyltransferase activity. The record is from RefSeq and is a predicted model, not a curated record. Gene Ontology annotation, biological process: tRNA methylation.